This is a messenger RNA of Cyprinus carpio (common carp), 2541 nucleotides long. Its product is annotated as chemokine XC receptor 1-like. NCBI's taxonomy places the organism in Eukaryota, Metazoa, Chordata, Actinopteri, Cypriniformes, Cyprinidae. Bases 966 to 1910 code for a protein of 314 amino acids. Gene Ontology annotation, cellular component: membrane. The record is from RefSeq and is a predicted model, not a curated record. Gene Ontology annotation, biological process: immune response; chemotaxis; G protein-coupled receptor signaling pathway. The transcript has a single exon. Gene Ontology annotation, molecular function: chemokine receptor activity.
AUCCAAUUAUGUUUAUAAAGGUCAAAAGUAGCUAAAUUGACAGUAUGUGAGCACUUCACAGUUAAAAGAGAAAGUGUAAAAAAGUUAAAAGGUAGCUUAAAUGUUUUUGUGACUGAAAUUGAUAACUUUGUUCCCUAGCUUUUAUCAAGUAAAGGUGACUCCAUUUCCCCCCAGUUUAAUAGCAAAUGAUGUUACAAAAACAAAUGACUAUGACUUUUGAUGGCAAAACUUGUUUUCUUGGAAAAUUUGAGCACAUGUGACUCUAUUAUGAAGCUUGACAUAUGAUCACACACACAUCAUUUGGGUCUUUUGCUCAUGAGAAAGCAGGUGACUUUCCUAUUGUAUUGGUUGCCUCUUAGAAGAGCAGUUAUAAAGAUCACAAAGCCACUUCAGCUUCCUCUUAGCAUGUGAGAUGAAAGGAUUUAGAGUCUGAGGUUUGAAGGAGGAUGUAUGUUAUUUACCUUUAUCAUACAAACAUCUCUCAGAAAUCAACAGAAAAAUAACGCUGCCCUUUUAUGAUUCACUGAGAUGGUACAUUCACACAACCUGCAGUUAUCAUAGCUGGUUGAUCUAAAAAAUAUAGUUCCUGAAAUUCCAGUUCAUUUUAUACUAGAGAUUGUGGUUGUCUGCAGUGAUCAGUUAAUGAGCUGUUCUGAUCAUCACUGUGCUCUACAAGAUCAAGAAUUCAGGUAAGUCAUUUAUGUAUUCAUUAUAACUUCACUUGUUUCCUUAGAGACUGUAUUAAUGUUUGCAUUAGGAUUGUAUUAAAUCUCUCUAUACUUUCAAAAAAAUUUUUUUUGAAGUUGUAAGUAAAACAAAGACUACUGGACCAUGUUUUACAAGAAAUCAGCAUAACUUACCGUUUCUUUGUAAUUAUUUCUAAACUUUACAAGGAAAUUCUAAGUGAAACGAACAGCAAAGACCUGGACCGAUCUGUUCUGGCUAGUUUGUGACUGCGGAACAACAUGACUGAGGAGUAUACUGACAUUUCCUACUACAUCGAUGACUAUGAAGACCAGUUGUGUCGCAAAGAGGAGGUGGUAAAAGUCGGAUCUAUUCUCAUUCCGCUCUUUUUCACAGCAGUGGUUGCAUUGAGCUGCAUUGGUAACAUCUUCAUUCUGGUUUUCCUUGCACUCUACAAAAGCUUCAGAUGCCUGACCAAUGUCUUCAUCCUCAAUUUAGCUGUGUCAGAUCUGCUGUUCACUUUUGGACUUCCAUUUUGGGCAUCAUACUAUAUUUCUGGUUGGACAUUUGGAGACGUUGGCUGUAAAGCUGUGAAGUUCUUCUUCUAUGUGGGCUUUUACAGCAGCGUGUUGUUCUUGACUCUAAUGACCGUUCAGCGUUACAUGGAAGUGGUUCAUCCUCUGUCUGACUGGGACUGGAGCAGAGGCCUUUCUCUGUCUCCUUAUAUCGUUUGGAUCCUGAGUGGAACGGUUGCACUGCUCGGUUCACUUCAUAGUGAAGUCAUGAUAGAAUCUGGCAGUAAAUACUGUGAAUAUGGCAGCAUUGAAUGGAAAUCUGGCAUUGCUUAUUUUCAAAAUGCUUUUUUCUUCAUUGCAUUUGUAAUCAUGGGUUACUACUAUGGCAAAAUGCUUCGGACGAUCACAAAAUCACCGACUAAGAAGAGACACAAGAAUGUUAGACUAACAUUUUUUAUUGUGGUGGUGUUUUUUAUCGGUUGGGCUCCAUAUAACAUUGUUAUGUUCUUAAAAUCUUUGACCUUCCAUCCAUUCACAGUCUGUGAAGUAAGCAUAAGACUUGACUAUGCUUAUUAUGCUUGCCGAAUGUUAGCUUUCUCCCACUGUUGCAUAAACCCUGCGAUUUUAGUUUUUGUAGAUACAAAGAUUUGUAAUACUUUACGAAAAUUUUCAAGGAGGAUGUUUUGUGUAAAGACUCAAGUAUGUGAAUAAAUAUAAAUUCGUAUUUUUGUUACGCUUGGCAAGAUAACAGAGACUUGAGAGAAAAGAGGCUUUAAGUGCUUAAAGGAAUAGUUCAUCUGAAAAAGAAAAUUUGCUGAAAAUGUACUCACCCCCAGGCCAUCCAAGAAGUAGAUUGUAGUUUGUAGUAGAAGUAGUCUGUUUUUUUCAUAAAAGCAGAUUUGGAGAGUUUUUAGCAUCACAUCACUUGGUCAACAAUGGAUGAUCUGCAGUGAAUGGGUGCCGUAAGAAUGAGAGUCCACACAGCUGAUAAAAACAUCACAAUAAUCCACACCACUCCAGCCCAUCAAAGUGAAAAGUUUCCUCAUGAGAAAGAAAUCCAUCAAGACAUUUUUAACUUUAAACUGCUGCUUUCACCUAAAAUAUGACGACUUUAUCAAUAUUAUUAUUUUGGCCAGUUGAACAAACCAUCCUGUCUGAAUCAGGAGAGAAAUAUUCGCAGAUCAAGCACAGUUUAAAAGCAAAAAUGAUCCAAAGCAAUCCUAAACUAAUAUGUCUGUGGAUUUUGAUGUGAGAGAAGAACAGGGGAUGGACUUUUUCACUUCAAGAAGCGUUAUUAUGGAUUACGGUCGGACGUGAUGGUUUAAAGUUAAAACGUCUUAAU